AUGUCGAAGGGUGCCAAUCAAACGUGUAUUAAAAUUUCCUCCAAAUAUGAAUUCACCAAUAUCAAGUGCACAUCUUUGGAUGAAACAUUUGUUGGCUUUGAGUAUUGUUAUUUAAAGUCUGUGAAUCGGAGCUAUAAGUACCUCUCCGUCAAAGCGAACUUAUUAAAAACUCCCGUAACCAAGGUCUCUUUUAUAGUUUUUAAAAAGCAUAAUGGCUAUAGGCCCUUCAUGUUCAAUAUCACGAUAGAUGGCUGUAGAUUUAUGGGUGGAGCUACUACACAUUCCCUUGCUAAUUACUUGUAUGGUUUUAUUAGGCCAUAUACCAAUAUAAAUCAUAGGUGUCCUUAUGAUCACGAUAUUAUGGUAGAAAAGCUUGAUACCGACUUUAUGAAUUACCAAGUUACAAAGAUACUACCUGUUCCAGAGGGCGACUACUAUAUAGAAAGUCGUUGGAACUCUUAUGAUGUUGUACGGGAAGUUAUAAAAGUUUAUGGAACUAUUUCAUAA
This is a messenger RNA of Drosophila bipectinata, 507 nucleotides long. NCBI's taxonomy places the organism in Eukaryota, Metazoa, Arthropoda, Insecta, Diptera, Drosophilidae. The record is from RefSeq and is a predicted model, not a curated record.